UUUUUGUUAUCAAGUCACUGGGUCGCAUCUCUGCAUUAGGAUUUAAGGACAAAUUUCAAACUUUUUCUUGGGUUUUAACCUUGGUGAGAAAAGGGGUCUUGUUGCUUUGGCCUUUUCUUUGCUUUUAUUAUCAGGUGUUAGGAUCACAUCCAUCCAUUUGGAUUUGAGGACAAGAUUGACAAUUAAUACUGGAGAAGACAGAAAGAGGGGUUUUCUUAUUUUGAGCAAAUCUCGAUAUCUUCAUAAUCCUUAGGGCUGGGAACCAGCCUAGCAUGGGGCAGCAAAUGAGACCAGCCAAAAUGCUAAAAUUGCUUGAAUCAGGCCGAAGAAUUCCAGUCAUGGAUGGCUCAGAACAGCAAGAUGUUCAUGCUGCACUGAAUGAUGAGGAAGGGAAAGAUAGAAUCAGCAGUUUACCUGAUUGCAUUCUUCACUAUAUUCUCUCUUUUCUUCCUACCAAGGAGGCUGUAGCAACUGGCAUACUAGCAAGGCGGUGGAAGGAUCUUUGGACUGCUGUUCCAAUUCUGGACUUUGAUGAUUCUAAGCUCUACUCAAGCCAUGUGAACUAUUGGUAUCCAGCUGAGAUCACAAGAUUUAUGAAUUUUGUUGAGAGGGUGCUUCUACUUAGAGAUGUAUCAAACAUUGAAAGGUUCCGACUUUCAUGUCGUGUUUGCUUUAGUGCAUCUCGUGUUCAUGCGUGGAUUUCAGCAGCUAUCAGACAUAAUGUUAAAGAGCUUGAUCUUUGUUUCUUUGUAGAUGAACCUUUUCUAUUGCCUCACCGUGUUUUUAACUGUGGAUCACUCUCAAUCUUAAAUGUAGAAAUGAACAGCAUCAUUCAGCUACCCAAUAGCAUCUCUUGUCCAGGCCUUAAAAUCUUGCACUUGGGUCUUGUCACAUUUCCUGAUGAUAUAUCAACUCAGAGGCUAUUUUCCUCCUGCCCAGUGCUUGAAGAAUUGGCUAUCUUGGAUUGUGAUUGGAUUAAUAUGAGACAUAUUUCCAUCUCGAUUCCCUCACUAAGGAAAUUGAUAAUAGAUGAUUUGCCAACCUUUGAUUCUAGAGAUUACUGUUGGGGCUGUGAAAUUAAAAUUGAUGCUGGAAGCCUCAUAUUCUUUAAGUACAGUGGUUAUCUAAGUAAUGAUAUUCAUCUAAUUGAGGUUUCAUCUUCAGUCAAGGCAUUACUUCACAUUCCAAUGGUGCAAGAAGUGCAAAACCCACUAAUGUAUUCUCGCCUUAUCAAGCUCUUUCUUGAGCUGAAAAAUAUCAGUUCUUUGGGAAUCUCUGGUUGCACCAUUGAGUCCCUCUUUUUCCGUGAAAAGAUGCCAAAUGACCUCCCGGCAUUUCAGAAGUUGACUCGUUUAGAGUUGAGCAUGCAGCUUGGCGUACAUUCUGGUGGAGCAUUGAUGAAAUUUUUACUGCACUUGCCAAAUUUGGAGUCUCUUAAUAUUUCUAAGGGACUUGAUCCUGCCAUGUACCUCACUGAAGAUGAUUGGACACCCAAAUCAGCAGCUAAAAGUUUCAUGUCUAGCCUCAAGACUGUGGUCCUCCGAUGUUUUCAUGGCAACAGUACUGAAGUUUGUCUGUUGGGAUACUUCCUGAAACAUGCAUCUUCCUUGGAGAGAAUGAUUGUGUUUUGUCACAAGAGCCCUUUAGAUGAUUCAAAAGAGCAGGAAGACAUGAAGAAUGAGUUGCAAUCACAUCCAAGAGUAUCAGAAUACUGUAUGAUCAUGUUUUUUUGAACUUCAUGCAGAUUUUGUUUCAAGAACUGGCACUCUUCUGCAAGUGUAGCUGUUGGAUCUCGAUGGAGUAUGAUAAAUAGUUUUGCAAUGGAGUCUGUGAUGGUGACCUUACCGAGCCUCAAAAGGCAAUUUCUGACAAAUUUUUAAGGAAGCUCUUAGUACGAGUGGUUUUAAAAUUUCUUUUGUUGGGGUUAAUUUUGGCAGCUGGUAUAUGUUAAGAUAGGGUUACUGUUGUGGAGAUCAUUUGAGGGUCUGGUUAUAGCAAAUAGAAAUUAGGGUGCACAGGUUUUACUGAUCAGUUGAGAUGCACAGUGGUCUACUCUUGAACUGUUUUUGGUUUACCGUAAAACAUGCAUAAAAGUGGUACACGUUCGAACCAUUGUCAAAAUUUACAGAAUAUGUAUUUUGGUGGAAAAGGUUUGUCGUUGGUAACGAUUUGCCAAUA
Molecule: messenger RNA, 2178 nt
Organism: Coffea eugenioides
Lineage: Eukaryota; Viridiplantae; Streptophyta; Magnoliopsida; Gentianales; Rubiaceae
Product: F-box/LRR-repeat protein At4g14103-like
Exons: 6
Coding region: 273-1733 (486 amino acids)
Molecular function (GO): protein binding
Source: RefSeq, a predicted model, not a curated record